Molecule: messenger RNA, 10470 nt
Organism: Cydia pomonella (codling moth)
Lineage: Eukaryota; Metazoa; Arthropoda; Insecta; Lepidoptera; Tortricidae
Product: fatty acid synthase-like
Exons: 20
Coding region: 1621-7908 (2095 amino acids)
Biological process (GO): fatty acid biosynthetic process
Molecular function (GO): phosphopantetheine binding; oxidoreductase activity; fatty acid synthase activity
Source: RefSeq, a predicted model, not a curated record
GAGCCCCACGAAUGGUUCCGGACCUAUGUGGUUACUUGCGGAUCCGGCUCUGGCAAGUUCAUCUGCAUUUUCAUUGCCUAUGAAUCCCUCGUGCCCUGGAAUCCAUACCAGUUGCACUCUAUUUUGUCUUCCAAGCUUGUUCAGAGCUUGGACACCAUUGUACACCAGUCUAGAGUCCACUCUGGGCGCCCUGAGCGCCUUGAGUGCAGCCUGACUGUCACUGAGUAUAUAGAUAUUCUUCCCUUGGGUUUGCCUAACUAUAUUCUCAUGCACACAGGCAAUUAUAGCGUACGUCUCGGCUUGGAAGACAGUAGCGUAAUUACCCAUGCUUAUGCUACAACUAAAGUCAUUUGCAUAAAUGCCUGCCCCCGUACCAGAUACUGUCUUGGACCCGUCUGUGUACCAUAUGAUGUCGUUUUCAUCCGAAUUUGGUGCUUGAAGACCUUCGGUCCAUUCAGCCCUUGUUGGAACUUUAACUUCAAAAUUCUUACGGAACACAAACUUGGGUUGCAUCUUAUCGCAGCCCAUAUUCGUUAUCCUUUCCAUGAAAUUGUCACAUUCCAUGUUUGUGUGUUUAGUCUUUGGCUUGCUAUCGCUCCAUAGGCCUGUUAGAGCCAGCCUGUGUAGCGAUUUCCGCGCCUCGGAUUGUAUCACCAGAUGUAGCGGCGGGAGGUCUAGCAGUACCUCCAUCGCCGCUGUUGGCGUUGUUCUAAACGCCCCGGUAAUAGCCAUGCAUGCUGUUCUCUGUAUUUUCAUAAGGUUCUCCCUGCAUGUGCUCGCAGUCGCUUUCUUAAAAACUAGUGCCUACACCAAAUAUUGGGAUUCGUUGUCAAGCGGACCCCAGGCUCCCAUGAGCCAUGGCAAAAAUCCGAGAUAACGCGAGGAAGAAGACUUGUCUUAUGGGCCUGACAACGACUAGAACAUAAAAUUUGAUUUGUGUACAAAAUAAUCCACAAACUAGGAGGAAAACUGACAUUUUAUGACGGCAGGCAUUGCGGUGAGCGUCCAUGCGGCGCUUUACCAUAAAAGGUGUCAAUCGCAUACAUUUUUUGGCCGAGAUUGGAAACAUGGUCGUUUUUUUCAUAAAUGCCAAAUUACAGAAAUACAUAUAAAAACUAAUUUAUUUUUUGAAGAUUCUAUACCUACGGAGAAAACGGUGGAAAAAUACUUUUCGUCUAAUUUUUUUUACAGCUAAUGAUACUUACAGCUCGGUUAUAUAGAUUCCACUUUAAAAACGAGGAUUAUUUUGGAAGGAGUAAAUUAAAUACAGGUGAAUACAACAAAUUGCAAAUUUGCAACCAUACAUACUUGACACGAAUUGUAAACAAAGAACGGUUGACUGGGCGGAGUAGUGGCAGAAUUACGUUUUGCAAGUUUUUAGACGUGUUUUAAAUGCAGUUUUGUAGGUGACACAAAUGCUUGUAAUUUUUUUUUGACAUUGGGGCGGAUCGGAUGGAAAAUUGCAAUGACUUGCUACCUAGGCUUAUAAAGAGCGGGCUAGCUGCAUAUUAUGUCAUUCUACGCGUGCUCGCGAUUAGUAAUUUGUGGCUCCGGUCACACUCAUAGUCAUACUCCUUGACGGACGGUUUUCUUGAAGUUAGCUGCUCAAAAUCCUAAACAAUGGCAACUGUGAAUGAACAUGAGGAUGUGGUGAUAUCGGGACUGUCAGGGCGUUUGCCCGAAUGUGACAGCAUAGAUGAGUUCGCAGACAAGCUGUUUGCUGGCGUCGACCUCGUCACUGCUGAUGACCGCCGCUGGAAGCCAGGAAUGUACGGAUUGCCACUACGCUGUGGAAAGCUGAAAGACUUGGAACACUUCGACGCAGCGUUCUUCGGGGUGCAUGCUAAGCAAGUAGAAAUUAUGGACCCGCAACUGCGACUGCUGCUGGAAGUUACACACGAGGCUAUGGUGGAUGCCGGAUACAACCCUGUCGAGCUACGCGGCUCAAGCACUGGUGUCUACGUGGGCCUCUCCACAUCCGAAUGUUUUCAGGCGUGGUCUCAAGACAUGGACAAAAUUAAUGGCUACGCCUUGACUGGCUGCAGCAAUUCCAUGUUUCCCAACCGAAUUUCUUUCGCAUUUGACCUAAAGGGACCAUCAAUAUCUAUGGAUAUUGCCUGUGCGGGCUCUAUGCAUGCGCUGGUGCAGGCCUGGAAUGACAUCCGAGCGGGCCGUUGUGAAGCCGCCGUAGUCGCCGGCACGAACAUCUGCCUAAACCCGGCCACAUCACUAAGCUUCCAUCGCUUAACAAUGCUGUCGCCGGAUGGUCGUUGCGCCGCGUUUGAUGAAUCCGGUUGCGGUUAUGUACGUUCUGAAGCGGUAGUAGCAGUACUUCUGCAACGACGUAGCGCCGCGCGUCGCGUGUACUGCACAGUGCGCGGUGCGAGGACGAACAACGAUGGUUAUAAGAAAGAGGGCAUCAACUACCCCAACGGAGCCUUGCAGUACCGCAACGCGCUUGCAACUUUUGAGGAGGCUCAACUGCGUCCGCAGGACGUUAUUUACGUGGAGGCGCACGGCACCGGCACUAAGGUGGGAGAUCCAGAGGAAGGUAAUGCAAUCACGAAGCUGUUCUGCAAGGACCGGCAAGCUCCACUGCUGAUGGGUGCUGUAAAGACCAACAUGGGCCAUCCUGAGUCGGCCUCCGGACUGUGUUCCGUCAUCAAAGUGGUGAUAGCAAUGGAGCAUGGCGUUAUCCCCGGUAGUCUACACUUCAAGAACCCUAAUGCCGAAAUCCCUGCGCUCAUCGAUGGCCGCAUUAAAAUGGUGGUCGAAAAUACGCCAUGGCAAGGUGGCUUGGUGGCUGUAAAUUCUUUCGGGUUCGGCGGAGCCAAUGCGCACAUGAUUCUCGAGGGCGGAUUUGGAGACCGCCCACCGCCGGCUGAGUAUCCGGCACCACGCCUCGUGCUCGCCUCGGGCCGGACUGACGAGGCCGUCAAGCAACUACUACAGCUCGCUGCAUUACAUCCGCGCGAUUCCGAGCUGCACGCUCUGCUGGACACCGUGCAUGCACGCGCCAUACCAGGGCACCCUCGCCGUGGAUACGUCGUACUGAAUCCAGAGUGCGACGCACCUCCCGUGCUGGAGGUUCUCGAGACAGAGGGUGACCCACGCCCCGUGUGGUUCCUGUUCAGCGGCAUGGGCUCGCAGUGGGCCGGUAUGGCUCGAGAGCUGAUGCGCCUACCGGUAUUCGCGGCGAGUAUUGCGCGAUCGGCAUCAGCACUCGAGCCUUACGGCAUAGACCUCAGGCAUGUGAUCACAGAGGCACCGAAGUCAGCCUUCGACAACAUCAUCAACUCCUUCGUCUCCAUCGCCGCCGUGCAGGUGGCGCUGGUAGAUAUUCUGAACGAGCUUGGCAUUCACCCCGAUGGCAUAAUUGGACACUCUACUGGUGAAAUAGGAUGUGCGUACGCGGACGGGACGCUAACAGCGGAGCAAACGGUUUUGUGCGCGUACUGGCGCGGGCGCUGUACGCUAGACUCGGUGCCAGCAUCUGGAGCCAUGGCUGCCGUAGGUCUCUCCUCAGAGGAGGUCGCCCGUUGCUGCCCCGCAGACGUCGAGCUCGCCGCACACAACUCAGCUAACAACGUCACGAUUUCUGGUCCUUUGGCGUCGGUGGAGAAGUUUGUACAGCAGUUGUCGGCGAACGGCGUAUUUGUGCGUAUGGUGGACACUGCGGGCAUAGCGUUCCACAGCUCGUAUAUCGCGAGCGUCGCUCCGCUUCUCCUUCAGCGCCUUCAGCAAGUCAUUCCCGAGCCUAAACAGCGCAGCCCGCGCUGGCUCUCCUCCUCCGUACCUCAGGAGCAGUGGAACUCAGACUUAGGUCGACUGAGCGACGCCGCGUACUUCGUGAACAACCUGGUGUCUGUGGUGCAGUUCGCGCCGGUGCUUGCAUUGGUGCCGGAGCGGGCGUUGCUGCUGGAGGUGGCGCCUCACGCGCUCCUUCAGGCAAUUGUCAGGCGUGCGAUGCCAGUUGCUGUGCAUGUACCACUCGUGCGUCGCAACGUACCCGACGCUCUCGUGCAUCUUCUUGCUGCCGUGGGAAAAGCCUACGGUGCCGGCGCUCAACCUCAGGUAGCGCAGUUAUACCCGCGUGUAACGUGGCCGGUGUCCCGCGGCACGCCUGCACUGGCGUCACAUAUCGGCUGGGAUCAUCGCGUCGAGUGGGAUGUAUAUGACUUCAUGAAGGUUAAAGAGAACAUCAUUGAGUACGACCUCGACAAACCCGAAGAUGCCUUUAUCGCCGGACAUAACAUUGAUGGCAGAAUUCUCUUUCCUGCGACUGGAUACUUAAUGUUGGUGUGGCGUACGGUAGCGAAAAUUAACAAACUGGAAAUAGAGCAGGCGGCGGUGAUAUUUGAAAAUUUAAAUUUUCGCCGUGCCACCAUUAUGUCACACGUCGCUCCUGUGUGCUUUCUUAUAUCGUUGUUCAGUGGUUCGGGCGAGUUCGAGGUGUGCGAGGGAGGCGAAGUGGUGUUCACGGGCACGGUGCGGCUUACCGCCGACCCCGCCGCCGAACGCUUGCCAGUCACUAUGCUGGAUGAGGAAAAAAUUGAACACGAAUACAUGCCCUCGCUGACCUCAGAGGACAUUUAUAAGGAGCUAGGCCUCCGUGGAUAUAACUACAAAAACUUGUUUCGCGGUAUCAAAUCCUCGGAGGCGAGCGGCGCGCGUGGCCAACUCAAAUGGGAAGGAAACUGGAUCUCGUUCAUGGACACGAUGAUACAAUAUACCCUCAUCGGCAUUGAUAAGCGUAUCUUGUAUUUGCCGACCCGUCUGCAGCGAGUAGUGAUCGACCCUGCGGUGCAGCGUGAGGCUGCCAAGGACGAUGUCGUACCGGUACAAGUUUAUCGCAACCUAAAUGUUAUUGUUGCCGGUGGUGUCGAGUUUCGCGGUGUCCAGACCUCGUUGGCACCACGCCGCACCAACGUUCAAGCGGCGCCUAUACUGGAAAAGCACGUGUUUCUACCGCUGGAGACUGAGGAUGUCGAGAGCUAUGCGCUCAGCGCCGCAUUGCAGCUGGCGUUCGAAAACUGUAACGUGCAUAAGUUGAAACUUGCCGAGCACGCGCUCCGGCGGCCUGUAAAGGCGCUUCUGCUGCCACGUGUGUUGCAAGUUUUAGAAACUGUGCCGGCGGUGCACGUGGAUGCAACGCUGGUAGCGGAUGAAGGUGUACAACAGUAUGCUGUAACUAUGGAACUGCUAGGAAUAAAGGUGGUGGCGAGCGCCGCGUUAGAGACCGAUUGCCACGUAGUGAUGGGCUCCAACGUCUUGUCACGGCACGACGAACUGUCUGUAUUGGCAGCAGCGAGCAUCGCCAACGGCUUUGUAUUGCUGGAGGAGACGGAGGAGCACGCGUUCGACGAGUCGUCGAUGCGGGUGGCUGCUGCCAACGCAGGACUCACACUGGUAUCUCGACGUCGCUCGGAAUCGUCCGAGUACCUACUGCUGAAGCGCACAGCAGCCUUGCCUGCAACUAAACUCAUCAUUGAAGUGCAUGAGGAGGACUACGCCUGGGUUGACCAGCUAAAGAUUGCUAUGAAGAGCGCUGAGAAUGAGAACCUGCGCGUGUAUGUGUGGUCGCGCGCGCCCGGCUCCGGCGUGUUGGGCCUGGGGACGUGCUUGCGACGCGAGCCCGGCAGCGACCACCUGCGCGUGUACUACCUUCCAGAAGCGGCGGAACCGUUCGAUCCCGAUGCACCGGCGUACAGCGCACAAAUACGCCGCGACCUGACUUUUAACGUACUGCGUGCCGGCAUUUGGGGUACCUACCGCCACCUGCCGCUUGAAAACCCGACACAAGUCAAGCGAGAGGUGGAACAUGCAUACGUGAACACGCUGACGCGCGGUGACUUGUCAUCUUUGCGCUGGAUCGAGAGCGACCUGCAACAUGCGGUGAACGCGCCGCAGCCGACUGACCGUGACCUAUGCCGUGUCUAUUACUCAUCUAUCAACUUUCGCGAUGUCAUGCUCGCUACAGGAAAGCUACCGCCCGAUACACUACCUGCCCGUGUCGCUGAUAAGGAGUGUCUACUUGGGUUCGAGUUUAGCGGGUAUUCAUCAAAUGGCAAGCGCGUAAUGGGCAUAGUUCAAACAAUGGGCCUAGCGACCACUGUGCAGGCCGACGUGACACUCAUGUGGGAGGUGCCUGAGCAGUGGUCUCUAGAAGAGGCGGCCACUGUGCCAGUCGCGUAUGCGACAGCGUACUACGCUUUGGUGUUGCGCGGGCGCAUGCAGCGUGGUGAGGCUGUGCUAGUGCACGCUGGCGCUGGUGGCUUAGGCCAGGCUGCUAUUGCAAUCGCACUGCAUGCCGGCUGUACCGUUUAUACCACUGUGGGAUCGCCUUCCAAACGUGCCUACCUGCUCGAGCGCUUCCCGCAGCUGCCGGCUGCCAACAUUGCCAACUCGCGCGACAGCUCGUUUGAACACGUUGUGCUGCGUCGCACGUGCGGUCGUGGCGUUGACCUCGUGCUCAACUCACUUGCCGGCGACCAGUUGCAGGCGUCGAUGCGCUGUCUCGGCCACGGUGGUCGCUUUCUCGAGGUCGGCAAAUUUGACCUGAGCGCUAACACGGCGCUCGGCAUGGCUGUGCUGCUGAAAAACACCGCAGUUCACGGCGUCCUAUUGGACGCCUUGUUUAUUGAGAAUGGGGAUAGCCCAGAGAAGGCGAAAUUAAGGCGAUGCGUAAAAGAAGGCAUUGCCAACGGCGCUGUUCGCCCAUUGCCCACCACUGUCUACAACUAUGACCAGGUCGAGGAUGCCUUCCGGUACGUGUCGACGGGCAAGCACAUAGGCAAGGUUGUGAUUCGCAUGCGCGAGGAAGAACCAGGGAGUAAAAUAGUGACGAAACAGCUACUGCCAGCCAUUCCGCGCGCAUAUAUGCAUCCUGGAAAGAGCUACGUACUCAUUGGUGGGCUAGGAGGUUUUGGUCUGGAGCUGUGCGAAUGGCUGAUUAGCCGCGGGGCGCGCACGCUCAUACUCAACUCUCGCAAGGGUGUGUGCACUGGUUACCAGUCUUGGUGUAUACGCAGAUGGUGCGCCGCGGGAGUUUGCGUAUUAGUGUCAAGCGCGGAUGCGACAACUGAGGCGGGAGCGCGCGCAUUGCUGCAGGAGGCGUCUUUGGCUGCGCCAGUUGGCGGCAUCUUCAACCUUGCCGCUGUGCUGCGUGAUGCCCUUUUUAAUAACCAGACACAGGACACCUUCAGUGCCGUCACCAAACCUAAGAUUGAGGUGACGCAGAACCUGGAUUUGUUGUCACGCUCGCUGGCACCAGAGCUAGAGCUUUUCGUGGCGUUUUCAUCGGUGUCAUGUGGGCGCGGCAAUGCAGGCCAGAGCAACUAUGGAUUUGCCAAUAGCGCCAUGGAACGGCUAUGUGAGCGGCGGCGCGCGGACGGGUUACCGGCGCUGGCAAUACAGUGGGGUGCCAUCGGUGACGUAGGACUAGCGGCUGUAAUGUUCGGAGAAGAUGUAGAAGUAGGUGGCACCGUGCCGCAGCGCAUUGCGUCGUGCCUAGCCACGCUUGGUACGCUGUUGCUUGCUUCGCAAGCCGUAGUCUCAUCCAUGGUGCUGGCCGACCAGCGGCGCAGCCAGGAAAGGCCAGCACAGAACCUCGUGCACACUUUAGCCAAUGUUCUCGGUAUCAGGGACGUAAACAAGGUGUCCUCGACGGCAACAUUGACGGAGCUAGGACUGGACUCGUUGAUGCUAGCAGAGAUCAAGCAGGUGCUCGAACGUAACUAUGAUGUGGUGCUCGGCGCGCAGGAGAUCCGCGCGCUCACGUUCGACAAACUGCGGAGCAUGGCAGCUGAAACCGACUGCUUAAACGACAACGCCGCAGCAAAAAUGCAAACAUUAAUAACACCAUCUACAUCUACAAGCAAUGAUGAGGCACAGCCGCUUUUAAUUUAACAGCUUAACACUGGCUCUGCGGGUCUGGACCCGAGACGCCCGCUUGCGCUGACUGUUUGCUGUCCGACAACGCGACGGCGCUAAAAUGCAAAUAUAAUUAAUAGCGCCAUCUACAAAUUGUUCAAUACGGCUCAACCGAUGUUAUACAUAGUUCUAGAUAUUUGAUGUUAUCAGUCUUCUACAUUUACUUAUCUAUGUUUUAUUCAUAAUGUCUCUAUUUUAAAGGUAUCACGAGAUUUUUUUUAAACAUAUUCAGUGCCAGCUCAAGCUAUGCGCUACGAGAAAAAAGCGCCUACGAACAGAGAACCCGCCUAGCGGGUCGCUGGCAGUGAAUAAAAUAUUUACUUCGUUAGAUAUAAAGUCAAUUAAUUAAUCGCAUGAAGGUGAUCAAAUGUAUACAUAUUUAGGAACUUGACUAUACAAUUGUUUAUUAAGGAAAUAGCUGCAAAACGAAUAUGUACGUACUUAUAAUAGUACAUUACGAUACAAGUGCGAAAAAUAGGAAAUUCGAAACUAGUGGUGAUAAAUUAAAACACGACCGAAGGGAGUGUUUUAAAUCGACACGAGUUGCGGAUUACCUAUUCGCACAUGUAUCGUACAACGUUUUACAGUACAUAUGGCCCUUUAAAUGUUCGAUACAGUAACUUAAUAUGCUAAUUUUCGCACUAGUGCGGUAGCACCAUAUGUACUGUAAACUAUCUUAUUCAGAAUUUUAUUUAUAUGACGACGAUUGCAUUUGUGAUGUUUGUGUGUUUGUGCAAAUUAUUUUGGUUGCGCUAUUCUAUUUUAGUUAGUAAAUAUUUUUUUAAUAAUAAUAAAUAUAGGUAAUAAAUAAUAUUUUAGUUGAAUCAUGCAAAUAUUUUUCAGAUUACCUUUAUGAUAUUCGACAUUUUGGCAAGUGAUAAACUGAGUACUUAUUUAAUACAUGUAAUUAUAACUUUUUCAAAGAUGAUGCAUAAUAUGGUUAUUUGUGAUACUAGCGAAGUUUCCUGUAUUUAAAAUAAAUAAUUUCACACCGAAAUAAAACACCAGAAAAAUAUUAGAAAAACCAAGACCGCAGUUAUUUUCAGACCCAAUUUCUAUUUGAUAAAUCGGAAAGAACUAUAUUCGUGUUAUUCACGACGGCGCGUGCCUUGACUCGUAUUGUUAUGUUAUUAAAGGUUACAAUUGUCAUAUCUGCGCGUCAUAGUGGAAGACACGAACUAUGUAAAGAGUAGGUAACUUGCCUGAACGUCAUUGUUCUGUAAUUCAUAGAGAUUCCAUAGUGGCUAAUCGUUUUGACAGUUCGAAAAAAGAAACUGAUUUGACUAAGAUAUCGACUACCAUAGCAAAUAGGCAAGAUUGUGAUAUAAGGUAUAAUAGAGUUAUUGUAUUCAUAAAAAUCCUCAGUUAAGUACCAUCUAUAUAACAGGACACGACAGUUAAAGUUUGAGUAGUAGCGCCAUCUGUUCGAAACGAUAUGAAUAAUUUGAGUUUGAAUAGUGGCGCUUGAUUUUGCCUUGAGUUGUUCAUUUGUUUUCAUGGUUGUCUACAGAUGGCAGUUUAAAUAGCAAAAGUUUGCAAACGUCAACGAAACGAUACUUGAUACAUAUAAAGAUGUUUUUAUAAUUAAGAUAUUAAUUUUAUUUAUAAUAUUGAUAAUAUCAAUCAGAAAGGUUUGAUGGAGCGGGAACGAAUGUUUAUGACCGUUUGGUGCUAUUAUUUUUUUAAAUAUUCCUAAAUCAAGAACUUUUUUAGAAAUCUCACAUUUUUUAUUUUAUUUUUAUUUAGGUAAACAAACAGUCACUACAAGAAAAGCUUAAAUAUAAAGUAUUUUAAACACGUUUUACAGUAUGUGUGACCAACACCGUUCACCACUUAUUAAUUAGGUACAAUUAGUUAGAUUAUUCAGAGCUUUUUUUUACAAGUUUUACAACACCGGAGCUUAAGGCUCCGGGAGGCAUUGACAUUGAUAAAUUCAUGAAGAAGAUAAAAUAAUCUUUAACGCUUAACAGUUAACAGUGCAUGCAGUGUUACGUUAAUAUUGAAUAGUUACUAUUUUUUUCGCUUCAUAUCAGUAGAUGUUACAUUUAGUUAUUGUCUCUAAGUACAUCUAUUACAAGUUUUUUAUAUACACCAGUACUGUGUUAAAAUGUGUGUUGUAAGUAUGAACGAGCCUGCGAAGAGGAGCGCGCUCACCAGCGUGGGUGCGGCAGCGGCCGGUAACGAACAGCCGGUGCUGGCGCGUCUCUCGCCUCGCUGUCUACUACGGUUGGGCACUUUAUAACAUUACAUUAGAUAUUAAACAAAAAAAUAGUUUAAAAUUUCGUUUUUUAUUGUAUGAUUUAUUAUUUAAUUAUUUUGGACAUGGGUAAUAUAGGUAUUGUGAUAGAUUGAUAUACCAUUGUAUAUCGUUUCAACUACGAUAUUGUAAUUGAAUUAUUAAAUUUCACUUUGUACCCGACGAUCACUAUAAGAUAAGUAAUUGAUGAUUCUUUUAGAUUAACUAUAAACAUUGUAUUGAGAGAUAUAUAACCAAAAAAUAAAACUAGUUAAUUGCAAGGAAUGCAUUGCACCUCCUCA